AUGUCGAUACGAAAGCGCAACGAGUAUCUGGAAGGCGAGGAGGACGAAGACGCGUCCGGAGGCGGGUACGACUCCGAGGCGGUCGAAGAAAGUAGAGUCACGAUAUCUGCACCGGCGCGCAAGCGCCAGAAACUAUCUGAUGCCUCAAACGACGACGACUUUGAUGCCAGCGCCAGUAGAGCAAAGCAUCGAAAGCAGCCUGAAGAUGUGGACUCUAGGUUUGCGGCUCUACUAGACGAUCAAGACGAUGGUGCCGCGCUCGACGACGAUGUCGAGAACGACGAAUCUCCCGCACCAACCUCCUCACUGAAAAUCUCAAAGGCGCCGAAACAUGUAGCAGCGGCACAGAAAGCGGCGCGAAGAAGUGGUGUGGUAUACAUCUCCCGGGUCCCGCCUUUCAUGAAGCCGCAGACCCUCAAGCACUUUCUCGCGCCGCAUGCGCCAAAAGGUCUUGGGCGGAUAUUCCUUACCCCGGAAGACCAUGUGGCGCACUCGCGACGGGUGAAAAAGGGCGGCAACAAGAAGAAGUCAUUUACAGAUGGCUGGGUGGAGUUCGUGUCGAAGCGGGAAGCGAAGACUGCAGCGGAAACGUUGAACGGCAACAUCAUUGGUGGCAAGAAAGGCAACUUCUACCAUGACGAUCUAUGGAGCAUGAAGUAUCUAAAAGGUUUCAAAUGGAGCCACCUGACGGAGCAGAUUGCGAAUGAAAAUGCUGAGAGGGCGGCCAGGAUGAGGGAGGAAGUGCGAAAGACGAAGCAGGAGAAUAAGGCGUUUGUGGACGACAUUGAGAGGGGUAAGAUGCUGGAGGGCAUGGAGACGAAGCGGAAGAUGAAGCAGGCGAGGGGUGGAAGCAAAGCAGAGCAGCCUGUGCGGAAGGGCAUGACCAACGACUUCAAGCAGAAGUCCGCGCGGAGGAUGGACGAUGGGACGAAGCUAUCUGAACAGGCGACGAAGGUGCAAAGGCUGAUCUUCUGA
Saxophila tyrrhenica is the source of this 975-nucleotide messenger RNA. RefSeq names its product RNA-binding ATPase activator esf2 (gene ESF2). Bases 1 to 975 code for a protein of 324 amino acids. The transcript has a single exon. Gene Ontology annotation, cellular component: nucleolus. The record is from RefSeq and is a predicted model, not a curated record. Gene Ontology annotation, molecular function: RNA binding. Gene Ontology annotation, biological process: endonucleolytic cleavage in ITS1 to separate SSU-rRNA from 5.8S rRNA and LSU-rRNA from tricistronic rRNA transcript (SSU-rRNA, 5.8S rRNA, LSU-rRNA); endonucleolytic cleavage to generate mature 5'-end of SSU-rRNA from (SSU-rRNA, 5.8S rRNA, LSU-rRNA); small-subunit processome assembly. Lineage: Eukaryota; Fungi; Ascomycota; Dothideomycetes; Mycosphaerellales; Extremaceae.